Messenger RNA from Pteronotus mesoamericanus, 8440 nucleotides. RefSeq names its product heparan sulfate 6-O-sulfotransferase 1 (gene HS6ST1). Bases 317 to 1555 code for a protein of 412 amino acids. Gene Ontology annotation, cellular component: membrane. Gene Ontology annotation, molecular function: heparan sulfate 6-sulfotransferase activity. The transcript has 2 exons. The record is from RefSeq and is a predicted model, not a curated record. NCBI's taxonomy places the organism in Eukaryota, Metazoa, Chordata, Mammalia, Chiroptera, Mormoopidae.
ACUGCGGAGACGCGGCGGCGCGGGGCUGCGCAGAGUCUUCUCGUUGCCCCGCGGAACGGCGGCCCACUGGGCUACUGGCUGAGGCCUGGUGGGAGUAGAGCCGGAGCCGAGCUCCGUGUCGACCGCGUGGUGCUGGGGAGGCUAGAAGACCGGAGAAUAGUCAUGGCGCCGCACAGAACCGAGGCCCGAGCGUCUGCGGGCGGCCUGGGCGCCGAGUAGCUAGGCCGGGCCUGAGCGCGGGCGGCGGCGGAGGUAGCUGCUUCCGCGCCCCCCGCCCUCGCAGGCCCCGGGCCCAGUCCGCUGGCGAUGGUGACACAUGCGACGGCGGCGGCGCGCCGGCGGCAGGACCAUGGUUGAGCGCGCCAGCAAGUUCGUGCUGGUGGUGGCGGGCUCGGUGUGCUUCAUGCUUAUCUUGUACCAGUACGCGGGCCCGGGGCUGAGCCUGGGCGCGCCCGGCAGCCGCGGGCCGCCCGACGAUCUGGACCUCUUCCCCACUCCCGACCCACACUACGAAAAGAAGUACUACUUCCCCGUUCGCGAGCUGGAGCGCUCUCUGCGCUUCGAUAUGAAGGGUGACGACGUGAUCGUCUUCCUGCACAUACAGAAGACGGGUGGCACCACCUUCGGCCGCCACCUCGUACAGAACGUGCGCCUAGAGGUGCCCUGCGACUGCCGGCCCGGGCAGAAGAAGUGCACCUGCUACCGGCCCAAUCGCCGCGAAACCUGGCUCUUCUCCCGCUUCUCUACCGGUUGGAGUUGUGGGCUGCACGCUGACUGGACGGAGCUCACUAACUGCGUGCCUGGCGUGCUGGACCGCCGCGACCCCGCCGCGUUGCGCACGCCCAGGAAGUUCUACUACAUCACCCUGCUGCGAGACCCUGUGUCCCGCUACCUGAGUGAAUGGAGACAUGUGCAGCGUGGGGCCACAUGGAAGACCUCUCUGCACAUGUGUGAUGGGCGCACGCCCACACCCGAGGAGCUACCAUCGUGCUAUGAAGGCACAGACUGGUCCGGCUGCACACUGCAGGAGUUCAUGGACUGCCCCUACAACCUGGCCAACAACCGCCAGGUGCGCAUGCUGGCUGAUCUGAGCCUGGUGGGCUGCUACAACCUGUCCUUCAUCCCUGAAGGCAAGCGGGCCCAGCUCCUCCUGGAGAGUGCCAAGAAGAACCUGCGGGGCAUGGCCUUCUUUGGCCUGACAGAGUUCCAGCGCAAGACACAGUACUUGUUUGAGCGGACGUUCAACCUCAAGUUCAUCCGGCCCUUCAUGCAGUACAACAGCACCAGGGCAGGCGGCGUGGAGGUAGAUGAGGACACCGUCCGGCGUAUCGAGGAGCUCAACGACCUGGACAUGCAGCUCUACGACUAUGCCAAGGACCUGUUCCAGCAGCGCUACCAGUACAAGCGGCAGCUAGAGCGCAGGGAGCAGCGCCUCCGAAGCCGUGAGGAGCGUCUGCUGCACCGAGCUAAAGAGGCCCUGCCACGGGAGGACUCCGAGGAGCCAGGCCGGGUGCCCACGGAGGAUUACAUGAGCCACAUCAUCGAGAAGUGGUAGUGGCAGCCCCAGGAGAGUCCCUUAGGGACAGUAAGGGGAGGGGAGUUGAAGUCAGACAGACAGAUGGUUCGCAUAGGGCUGCCUGCCCACUACUCUGAUUGGAAGAGUCCCAGACCUGCUUACCAGAGGGUGGGAGCUUCCUGAACAAAGACCAGGGAUAGUCAGUGCUGGCCCAGUAGGGCUGGUUCUCAUGGUUUCUCCCAGGCCUGGGGUCUAGGUAACCCACCUGUAUCACACCCAUUGGCUCAGAGGAAAACGUUCUUGAAGGAUGCCCCGGUAACGGCUGCACAGAUCAGGUACAGGUGGCAUCCCUGCUCUCCAGGCCCCCACCUCACUGUCAGAACAGCUGAAAGUAUGAAGACAAAAAGACAGUGGAGCUGAGAGUGGGGAGCGGCCCUCCCAGGACAGGAGUAUCCACGCCCACUACAUACUUACCCACUCUCCUCGCAUAGGCCAUUGGGGGUCCUCAGGCUAAAGUGAUCCCAGCAGCCCCUCAGCCUUCAGUGGCCCCAUUGCCCCAGGCCUGUAUGAAGCCCCCCUCCCUGGGAACAUGGCAGCCCUUUGAGGUGUUAUCAGGAAUGGAGCUCCACAUUUGCCCAUCUUCAUUGUCAGAGCCACCCAUCUAAGGCCGAGAAGAUUAUUCCAGCCUUUGGGAAGUUUCCUUCUCUCUCUGGCUCCCUGCUUUGGGUCAGGAGAUCAGGACACACCCCCUGGAUCCUCACCCCUUUUCUGAAGUCAUCAGACUGAGGAGGCUGUGGAGAAUGCCUCCAGGAGUAGGAAGGCUGCAUCCAAGCUGGCCUUUGGGGUGACCACCCAGUCAGAUCAGCUCAGACAGUAAGGGAGAUCAUAAUUGCAGGCCCCCCUGCCCUGUUCUCCUUUCUGACCCCUGGGACUUGUUAGCGGACUGCCCUGCCCUAAGCCCAUCACUUGCACAUUCAUUCAGAGCCCCUACCCUACUGCUUCCACCAUCUCACGUAUAAAAGUCCAGUUAAGCGUCCGUUGGUGUGAACAUGGCAGACCACAGCUGCUGUCCAUGAGCCGCACCUCAAGGCCAUGGUGGUUUUGGAUGGCCAGGAAAGGGAUCUAGGGCUUUCAGAUUCUCAGCUAGGAUUAGAGGAAAUGGCUCUCGGUGGCUAGCUCCCUGAUACCCACAUUCACAGCUCUCCCCACCCUGGGCUCUCCCUGCAUUUCCCUGCCCCAUCCCUAUCCUCCCUAGCUGGUCAGGCCCUGUUUCCAGCAGCCCUACAGAUUGGAAAGGCCAUGUUCCAAGAUCAAGCCAGUGUCAUCUGAGCGUGCUCUCUGUGAAUGAGGUCCAAAGCCCGCAUUUUGGGGAGCUGAGUGUGAGCCUCACACUGAGGUAGACAGAUGCCCCAUCUCUCCAGGAAAGAAAGAACACAUGCCCAGAGACCACAGACCUGCCUCAAGGAGGGCAAUAAGGGCCAUAGGCCUCAUAGGCAGAUCCUGCAGGUGGUUCCCUGCCCCAGCUGUCUCACCAGGGAGUGAGGAAUGGGGAAGCAAGGAACCUUCUGUAGCACAGGAAAAACUUCGUUGUUGUCAGAUGAGGUGGCUGCCCAGGAGAAAGUGGCUUUAGUCUUUGCUUAUCUAACUUUACUUCUUUCAGCUUCCUACACUGACCACUUCAUCUUGUCCAAAGGCAGAGCAGUGAGCAGGUCAAGAUGGGUAUUGUGCCAGCCCAACUCAGGACCGUCCUGAGGAGUAGGUGCAUCAUGCUGAGGAGAUGAGCAUCCAUUUUAAUGGCUCUUUUAAAAGAAAGCAAAGGACAUGUGGAGGAGGAGAGUAUGUGUCUUCUGUAAUGCUCAGCACUUGGGCCAGGCAUACUCCAGGCAGGACAUGUUUGCGAGAGCUCAAGAGGUGGCCAACUCCAGGGUAUGAGUCUCUACCUGAGGCCUUGCAGUGGGUUUCCUGGGUGUGCAAGCCUGAGUGUAGGAUCUGUUAUGUAUAUAUUGGAAUGUUUUAACUUAUAGCCUGUUCCAGUUUGCAUGGAAACACAGGUCUUCCUCAGUUUCUUUGUUGCAUCUGGAAAGCAGUCCUGUCUCGGGCCAGCACCAAGGCUGACGCUCAGAGACAUGCCAGUUGGCAGUUCCCUCUACCCCUCCGGUCUCCAGUCUGGCACUUCCUAUGGAGGCCAUCUGCUUUAGGGGGAAGGUUCCUUGUGCCUACAGUGUGUCCUUCAAUGCCAAUGGCCGGGCUCCACAGUUGACACGGGGUGGCCCCAUUUAGGGGCUCUUGCCAGGGCUGAGUGUACAGAAGCAAAUAUGCAGUGAGUAAGCCACUCACUCCCCACACAGGCCUGCAGUGUCCUUUCCCAGGGAAGGAACCAGGGACAACAGGAUUGUCCAAGUCUGUGAACUUUUUGGGAACUGGAAGUGUUUAACUUGAACCCAGGAGCAUUUAAAGCUUUAUUUAUUUAUAGCUUCUUAUUAAAAAAAAUGUUGAGAAGAAAUCUUUGGUUAUUCAUACAAAAAAUGAGUUGAUGGAAAACAAGUUAUAAUCAUCUAAUUGUUUUUGUCUAGGGCAAGAGUAAAUGUUAGCUGAUUGAAAUAAACCCUGAAAAGGAGCCUUGGGUGUGCUGUGGUCUGUGGUGACAGCAGUCUGCCCAGUAUUCAGUUUGAUAUUCAAAAUGUACAUCGGUGAGCACAGGACUUGACACAGGAGCAGAGGGACUUCCCUCAGGUGCAGGCGGCCCAAGGAGAGGCAUUAAACACUCUAUUUCACUGAGUAAUGCUUUGUGAAAGUAAGAGAUGUGAUUAUCACGGCCAUAAAGAAUAAUUUAUUGAUUUUUAACCACCGCAAUUGAAAAAAUGAGCCCAGCUGAGUGUUAGGGUGAGAGAAAUGCAGGCACCACGUGCUUGCAUUUUAAGCUUUUAAGUGGUUCAUACCUCAAGGCCUAAAGGCAUCUCUUCCCCUUCACAGAAUCUACAACUGGAAUCUGUCUGGACUGUGCACACAGGAGAAGGAAUUGGUGGGAGGGGCCAGAUGGCCUACAGAAGGGGAACGGCAGACCCACCAAGUAGACAAAGGGCAGAGCAGAAACCAGGACCUGGUCAGAGCCAGUACCCAGAGAGUGCCACUUCCUGGUCGCUGGAGGCAGCGACCAGGAGGUGGCAUACAUGGGAGAUGCAGAGGAAGGCAGACAGGGCUGCCCCCUUAAACUCUAUCCUCAGAUCCAAAAACAGACAAUGCUCUUGACCAUCUGGUCCCUGAUCCCUGUUUAAUAACAAAGUAGAGUCUUGCAAAGGAAGAGCAUGGUGUGGAGAAACCUGCACAGAGACCUCUCGGGACACUUAAUUGGGGCCCUCAGCCGGCGGCUCCUUCAAGAACUCAUGAUGGAAGUGCCUUCCACUCAGGGGAGGGAGGCUCCAUUCAGCUCUGUGGGGCCAAUGUGAGAUGAGACAGGUGAAAUCAGUCCUGAGAACACCUAUCCCUAAAGUGGGGAUUUCAUUCUCUUACCUGUAGUAAAAUGGAAAACUACUUCUAAGUCUGAUUCUGAGACCCAGGAAGCUCCUGGUCCCUGCCUGGCUCCUCACCCCAUCCCUGCACUUACCUGUGCCAACCCAGCCUAUUGAUCCCACCCAUCCACUCAUGUCCCUCUGCCCUCUUGCAUUGCUGGGCAAGCCUUGCUCCGUGGGUCCCUAGGUUUGGACAAUUCCCCCUCCCUUUGUGACGAGUUGCCACCCAGCCCCAUUCCACCCCAUUCCUGCUUCUCUUACUAUCCCUCUUCACACCCAACAUUUCAGCUUUGAUGAGCAGUUGCUACUCCCUGGGGUGGGCCUACUACCUACAUGCUUCCCUAGAUCUUCACAUUCAGAACCUUCAGGCAAACACUUGUCCUCACAUGGUGCUCUGUGCCUAGUUAACUUCUCCGUAGGGCAAGUAGUCCUGACCUGUUCUGCCUGGACAUGGUCCACUUUGCAGUGGCACAAAGAAAAGUCCAUCCUCUGGCCCUCAGGCUCCCAGUGCAGAGCACUCAGGCUCCCUGGGGGCUGCUGGCCAACCUUGAGGGGGAGGAGCUUGCAGUCCCCUCCAGGGCAUGCACCUGGUCUCAGGGACUUCCAAGACUAGGAGGCCUCUGGAAGGCACUGGGUACAUCAAUGUUGUGGGGACCUUUUACCCAGCACCCUUUCUGGCUGACCGAGUCCCUUCUUUACACGUUCCCCCCUUAGUGGACCAAGAUAGGCACCUAGGCCCCUUGACAAGGCCUGACUUGGAGGUCUUCACCUCAUUCCAUGAAGACCCUGCUGUUGGGAACGUGGCCUUGGCUCUCCACUGUAGCUCAGCACAGAGAAAUCUUCCAGGAUUUUAGCUUUGUUGUCAGAUCAGGGUUUAGAUUCCGGUUGGAUAACUGACCUGCUCUGUGAAAUGGAAAGGUUGCUGUAAGGAUUCAUCUGCUUCUGGAGAAGGAACAGACCUGGGCAUGGCAUACCUCAUACUGCCUUCAUCUCCGUCUCCAACCCCAAACACAGACAGGCUGCCACAAGGAGACUCGUUAAAAACAGUCCUGACCUGGCUGGUGUGGGUCAGUGAAUUGAGUGUAGGCCUACAAAGAAAGGUGGCUGGUUCGAUUCCCAGUCAGGGCACAUGCCUGGGUUGUGGGCCAGGUCACCCGUUGGGGGAGUGCAAGAGGCAACUGAUCGAAGUUUCUCUAACACAUCAAUGUUUCCCUCCAUCUCUUUUUCCCUCUCUUCCUCUCUCUCUAAAAAAAAUAAAAUAAAAUCUUAAAAAGAAAACUUUAAAAAGAAGUCAUGCUAAAAAAAAAGGCAGUCUUGACCCUGCCCACCACCAAGUCACACCCACUUCACUGCCCACUGGUAGAGCAAAGCCAUGUGGGCCUAGCUCCUCCUGUGGGCACAUCUAAGGACUAUUCUCUUUUUUUAUUUCUCCUCGAAGGACUGUGAGGGGCUGGGAAGGACAACCUUCAAAGUCCCCAGCCUGCCAGCCCCAUCCAUCUCCACCUGGUCAGUGCCAUCUUGUUAGGGUGGGUUACCCUGCCUUUUCUCCCAUCAAAUACUGUAUAAAGGACCUUUCUGGCCCCAUGCCAGCUGGGCCUCCCACUCCAACCCACCCAGGCCCAGGCUUUCUGGUGGGACCUGGGUUCCUGUGCAGGCCCAGCGGAGGGGUCUGAAUUUACAUAGCACUGCCCAGACUCCCCAAAACGUGCCCUUUUUAAAGAAACCGCUCACAUCCUGACUUUGUUCCCAUUCCCUCUGGAGAGUGAUUGAUUUUCCUUAAUUUGUUGGUUCAACUUAAUAGUCUCUCCUGGUUACAACCAGGAUGUUAGGGGUCCCCCUAUAUUCUCUGGGUGGCAUCAGGGCCCAGGGGACACUCCUGUCACCCAGUGAUGGCUGGCUAGUUGCUCACACAUGGCCUUCUCCACUGCCCCCUGCCACCUUAUCAAGAAGGCUGUCAAACCCUGACCAAGACCACCAGCCUUUGUUCUCACUGACUGCACUGCAGAGUGUUCAGGGCAGUAAGAACUCCGUGUCACUGUCUCAGCUUGGGUGAGGCACAGAUAUCCUUCUGGGGGCUACUAGCCUGUUUCCUCUGAUGCUCUUCUGAUGAGCCCCUACAUCAGCUGUCUUGGCCCUGCUACUCCUCUCUCUAGCCCCACCCCCUUUAACAGGUCCUUCUCAAUCCCUCAGGCACAGGGUUUUUAACCUCACCUCAGACAGUUCCCCCACUCAGCAGCCAUGGGAUGCUGGCUCUGUUUAAUUUGCCACACAGGUAUUUCCACACCAUUGCAACUGGGCCAGGCACGGUUUCUCCCUUAGACCACCUACGCUGUUUCCAAGGCCUGACCCUGGCAAAGGCCAAGGAUGUGCAGCAGUGAAGCCCAGCGAGUCUCCCCGUCCCCACCCCAGCUUUCUACCAUCUCUGAUGGGCCCAUUCUCACUGACUCCAUACUCCUGCCCUGCUCUGAGGAUCACUGGGACCCUGGGAUUUCUCUGUCUCUGUGAAAAGAAACCUAAGGACUGUGGGAAACACUUAAAAAGCUGAGCUUUCAAGAAGAGGCCUCUCCAGAACUUGUGGGGACAGCCUAGCUCCUCCAAUCUUGGCGGGCUGGCAGUGCUGCUUUGCUCUGGGUGGUGCUGCCCUUCCCCAGAAGCCUCAAGGCUGGAUACAGGGCCCCCCUGAGCACAUGAGCUUAGUGCUUGCACAGAGCCAUCUUAGGGGACAGACCUAUGGUAUGACAGCCACACACAGGGGUGCUUGCUCUAAGGGCCCCUGGGCUCUGGCAGGAUGGGCUUCCAGCUUAAAUAACACAUUGUUAUUUGAGAAGCAGCUUGAAGCACAGUUCAGCUUUGUGCUCACAGAACACAUAGAGACAUGCUUCAUGGGGCAUGGCAGAAUCUGCCUCUUCUCAGCUGGCACUCACUCCACGCAGGAAAUGUUUUUCACUUCAAGAGAUUUAAGACUCGGGCACAGCAAAGCCUGCUAGUUGUCCCUUGAUAUUUGUCUUAGCCUCCUUUCUUUACCUAUCAAUGGGAACACAGCCAGCCAAAGUCAAUUAAGAUUCCAUACACUUCCCAGCCCUUCACAGUGCGAUGUGGCUACACCACUACCCCAGCCAAACAAUGUGCAGGUAAUAACUGCAGCUUUGGAAAACAAUCCUGAGCGAGGAGCAGUGGGCCCUGCUUCCUCUCCCCCUGCUAGGGAUGUUCUGCUUCAAGAUUGCCCACCUGCUGCUCUGAGCUCCAUACACAUGGGUGUGCUACAACACAGAAUGAAACGGGGCUUUUUUUUCUGUAUACCCUUGUGUACCUCUUGAAUUUUGAAAAGUAAAUGAAUUACCUAUGCAAAACAGACGGCUGAAAAUAAACACAAAGCAAAAUGGAAGAUAAAUGCUAAAUUUAUGACAGUAAUUUU